Messenger RNA from Lingula anatina, 2116 nucleotides. RefSeq names its product aspartyl aminopeptidase. Lineage: Eukaryota; Metazoa; Brachiopoda; Lingulata; Lingulida; Lingulidae. The record is from RefSeq and is a predicted model, not a curated record. Gene Ontology annotation, molecular function: aminopeptidase activity; zinc ion binding. Gene Ontology annotation, biological process: proteolysis.
AGAGUACUAUAUAAACUUCCUGUCGCAUCAUUUUGGUUUGGAGUCCCUAGCAAUCAAUAAUGUCAGAGUCUGUGUUGUCUGCAGCCAAGCAUUUCAUCAAUUAUAUCAACAGAUCUCCCUCCCCCUUCCAUGCUGUAGAGGAGAUAAAGAUCAGACUGCUAUCAGCUGGAUUUUUGGAGCUUAAAGAAACAGAAAAAUGGGACAUCAAACCUUCCAACAAGUAUUUUGUCACCAGGAACCAUUCUACCAUCAUAGCAUUUGCUGUGGGAGGCAAGUACCGGCCAGGCAAUGGGUUCAGCAUUGUAGGGGCACACACUGACAGCCCCUGCCUAAAGAUCAAGCCAAUUUCCCGGAAGGUCCGACAGGGCUAUUUACAGGUUGGUGUCCAGUGUUAUGGAGGGGGCACCUGGCACACCUGGUUUGACAGAGACUUGACUGUGGCCGGCAGAGUGAUAGUGAAGAAUGACAGCAAAUUAGGCCAUCGCCUUGUCCAUGUGAAGAGACCCAUCUUGAGGGUGCCGAACAUUGCCAUUCACCUCAUGAGGGACAUGAAUGAGAAGUUCUCACCUAACAAAGAGACACACCUGCAGCCUAUAUUGGCUACCAGUAUACAGGAAGAGCUGGAGUAUGGCAGUAAGACAGCAGAAACUUCAGACUUCAAGCAGGAAGCUGAUAAGCACCACCCUGUCCUGGUGCACAUACUAAGCGGUGAACUCGGGGUGACAGCUGACCAGAUCAUGGACUUUGAGCUCUGUCUGGCAGACACCCAGCCUGCUUGUCUAGGAGGAGCGUUGAAUGAGUUCAUCUUUGCUCCAAGAUUGGAUAACCUGUUGAAUGCUUACACUGCAAUGGAGGGUCUGCUGGAUGCAUGCAAUAAUGAAACACUACAACAAGACCCCAACAUAAGAAUGAUCAGCCUUUUUGAUAAUGAGGAGGUUGGUUCCCAGAGUGCCCAGGGAGCAGGAUCUACAUUUCAAGAGUUGGUUCUCAGAAGAAUCAGUGGCCCCACGCCAGGGAGCUUUGAGAUUGCAAUGCCAAGGUCUCUCAUGGUCAGUGCUGACCAGGCACACGCUGUCCACCCAAACUACAGUGAGAAGCAUGAAGACCAACAUAGACCAGGUCUUCAUAAGGGUAUUGUAGUGAAGCAUAAUGCCAAUCAGAGAUAUGCAACCACUGCCGUCACAGCGGCCAUUUUGAGAGAGGUCGCCUCCAGGUCACAGGUCCCUCUUCAGGAUUUUGUAGUUAGGAACGACUCACCAUGUGGCAGCACUAUCGGCCCGAUCAUGUCCGCCAAGCUGGGCAUGCCUACUGUUGAUAUAGGUGGACCACAACUUAGCAUGCAUUCCAUUAGAGAGAUGUGUUGUACCUCCUCUGUCCUGCAGUCCAUUAAACUUUACAAGGGAUUCUUCGAGUUCUUUCCAGAAAUUUAUGCAUCUUCAAACCUCUAAUCACUAGGCCAAAAUCAUCAAAGCUGUCGUACAAUGGAUUGAAAGCAGAUAUAUAUAUACAUCUUACCAGUGUCUUGACAGUGGGGCAAUAAAAGACAACCAAAGGAACAGUUAUAAAGACAUUAAAUUUCUGUCAUUUCUGCUAUGAUUAGUUAUACCUGAGUCAAGUUCUUGAUGAAGAUGGAAAUGAUCAUAAGUCAAAACUACCCUAUUAUAGAUCCAUUUUUCUCUAGAUGUUUACAGAUAAUUCUUUUCACUUUAGCAUAAAACUAAAAAAAAAAAAAAAAAUUAACUUGCGACUUUACACCUGCAGAUGAUAUAUUUAUAGUAGAUGGUCUUCAAUAUGUUUACUAACUACCUCAAAGCAAAAUAGUGAAUUUUCAACAUUUCCUGUAUAUUUACACAUUCUUUUUAGUAAUGUUUGAUGUAAUUGAAUCACUAUUUUGUUACCUUCCAGUUGCAUAUGCAUUCCAUACUUUUUAAUCGUUUCAGAAGAAUCAACCCACUUAAUGUGAAAAUUGUCUUUGGGAUUGCAUUAUCCCAUACCAUCUUUGCACUAUUGUCUACAUAUUUAUGAGACUUGAAGAUUUGAUGCUUAAUUUUGUCCUUUUCUCUUUUUCUAUUUAUCACUUUGCAAUAUCAAUAAAAAUAUACUGAUAUUCAUUAAA